Molecule: messenger RNA, 659 nt
Organism: Drosophila arizonae
Lineage: Eukaryota; Metazoa; Arthropoda; Insecta; Diptera; Drosophilidae
Product: CD109 antigen-like
Cellular component (GO): extracellular region
Molecular function (GO): endopeptidase inhibitor activity
Source: RefSeq, a predicted model, not a curated record
UCCGUUUCCAAUCAUGGUCAGCGGGAAAAGACUGAGAAGCUCAGCCUGACAGAAGAUAACGAUUUGCUACUACAAACCGUGGAGUUCCCUCAAGGCACCAAGUCGCUGUCGUACGAGGCGAAGGGAACUGGCGCUGCUCUGCUACAAAUCAGCUACCAGUACAAUAUUGUCGAGAAGGAGCCGAAACCUAGCUUCAAGAUUCAAGCUGUUAUUAAACCGGAWUCGCCCCCAGCCAAGUUAGAGCUCAGCGUGUGCGUUGAAUAUGUAGAGGAAGGCAAGGCUAAAGCAUCCAACAUGGCCAUACUGGAAGUCUCACUACCCUCUGGCUAUACCGUAGAUGAGGACAGUUUCAAGGACAUACAGGACAUCGAACGCGUCAGGCUGGUAGAAACCAAGAAUGAAGACUCUGUGGUGGUCAUUUACUUUGAGAGUCUGCCCAAGGGAGAAAUCAAGUGCCUACCGAUAGAAGCGUUCAAGACUCAUGCUGUCGCCAAUCAGAAGCCCGUCCCGAUUGUCCUCUAUGAUUAUUACGAUACGAACAAGAAGGCAACUGAAUAUUACCAAGUGGAAUCGAAGCUUUGCGACAUUUGUGAAGGAGAUGAAUGUUCGGCCAAAUGUUAAACACCAACUUAUCGAAUAAUAUAUUUAUAUGAUUUUAA